GUAAAUAUUUCUUAAAUUCAAGAUGGCGGCUGGAUCGAUAAGAAAUUGUUUUAGUGUUGUUCGGUCUGUUUUACCAGGUUCUGCUGUUAUUUUAGAUAAUUUUCUUACACAGAGGAUCAGUUUGUCACAUAUCGUUUUACGUAAUUAUUCGCGAUUUUCCGAAUUUCAAGGAAUCAAACCAUCUGCUGACAGAGGAAAGUUUCUCACGUUGACGUAUCCUUACUCCUUGUCCAACGUUAGAUUUGUUCAUAACUCAGGUUCUCAACACGAAUUUAAUGAAGCUGAUACAUAUAUACCUGAACAUACAAGUGAUUUGAAAAAAUUGACAAUAGAUGAUAUCAUGAAAGAGUGGCAAGAUAGCAAGCCAAUAUGGUCAGGGUAUAGGCGAAAUCAUAAGGGACAAAUUCCACAAAAGAGAACAAGACUUAGAUGCACAACAGUAUCUAAGAAGCUUCUCACUCAAAACCCUUGUCCAAUAUGUAGAGUAAGAGUCAAUAAGAACUAUGAAAUGGACAGCAAGGACGUGGUGUUUUUAACCCAGUUUAUCAGUCCACACAGUGGUGAAGUACUUGAUAACAAUAAAACUGGUGUUUGUAGACAACAACAAAAGAAGCUAAUUAAGUCAAUAGAAGAGGCUAAAAAUCAAGGUAACUUACCUUUUACCAUUCCUGGACCACGGGACCCACAAAGACAGUUUAAAGCAGCAGGAAUACCAGCACCAAACAUAAGAAACAAAACAGGAUGACUACAAAGUAUUGAAAUUUGUGGCAACAUCCAAUAAUUGGAUUAUAAUUAUUAUAUACAAACUUGUAAUAAGCCAUAAUGGAAAUAAAGUGUAAUAUGUACCAUUA
Molecule: messenger RNA, 851 nt
Organism: Exaiptasia diaphana
Lineage: Eukaryota; Metazoa; Cnidaria; Anthozoa; Actiniaria; Aiptasiidae
Product: 28S ribosomal protein S18b, mitochondrial
Exons: 9
Coding region: 23-745 (240 amino acids)
Biological process (GO): mitochondrial translation
Cellular component (GO): mitochondrion; ribosome
Molecular function (GO): structural constituent of ribosome
Source: RefSeq, a predicted model, not a curated record